This is a messenger RNA of Tilletiopsis washingtonensis, 4108 nucleotides long. RefSeq names its product MED14-domain-containing protein. Gene Ontology annotation, biological process: regulation of transcription by RNA polymerase II. Gene Ontology annotation, molecular function: transcription coregulator activity. Bases 304 to 4080 code for a protein of 1258 amino acids. The record is from RefSeq and is a predicted model, not a curated record. NCBI's taxonomy places the organism in Eukaryota, Fungi, Basidiomycota, Exobasidiomycetes, Entylomatales. The transcript has 4 exons. Gene Ontology annotation, cellular component: mediator complex; core mediator complex.
CCAUCCUCACACACGCACAGCACCCGCUUCGCCGCCGUGCGCACCCUCUCUCGCCCUCCGCCUAUCCUUACCCGCCCGCUGCACUGCUGCUGCGCCGAGCGAUCCUGUGGGCAGCGGCCAGCGCGGCGCACGGCCAGAGCGUCGUCCACUCCUUCGCGCACAGCGCAGCCAGGCUGCGAAGCAGCGCCAGACGCAUCGCUCUGCCUGCCACUUCAGCACCGCGCCUGCGAGUAUCGAGCUGCUGAGCGCCGCACGCUGCCUCGAGCGCUUGCUCUCGCCUGGCUGCGUGCCGCAUCGUAGCCGAUGCACUCGCCGCGCCGCGCACAUGCCUCGUCGCCGCUCGCAGGCGCCGACAUGACCGCUCCCGGCAGCGUCAAUGGCGGCUACGUCGGCAAGAUGGGCGCUCCGGCUGCCAAUGGCAACGGCGACCUGCCGGCGCUCGGCAUGCCGCCGCCUGCCAGCAUGCUGGCGCCGGCCGCAGCGGCCAAUGGUGCACACACCUGGCCCGAGGCAGGGCCCUCGUCGCUGCAAAAGCCAGGCGCCGGCGCAGCCAGCGAGGCCGCUGCGCUGCUGCUGCGCACUGAGCGGGCGCGCAAGAAGGCUCGUCUGCGCCAGGCCGAGGGUAUCAGCCGCGAGGAGCUCGAGCGCGAGCUCAUCCCCGAGACGGAGGGCCUGGUGCCGCUGGGCGCCGUCGUCGCACGGCUUGCCAACUACGGCUUCGAGACCUUCACAAACCUCUCGGAGACGCUGCCUACGCUCUCCUCCGCCGAGCGCCGCGCCAAGAUCUUCGCCGCGGCGCUCGACGUGCGCAAGCAGCUCGUCAAGCUGCUCGUGCUGGUGCAGUGGAGCAAGUCGGCGCCGGAGCUGAUGGUUGCGCGCAACCUCAUCGCGCUCAUCUGCGGGCAGUUCGGACAGGCGCAGGAUGCCGCAGAUGCGCUCAUCGAGGUGCGCAACUCGCUGCCCGCGGCUCGGAUACGCACAGCCGACUUGGCGUCGGCCAUCGACGUGCAGGGCUCUGGCGAGUACCCACGGCUCCCUUCGGCGCUCAAGGAUGCGUACGUGCAGCCGGCGCCCUUCUCGGAUACAGAGGCGCUGGCCAUCGUGCGCGAGCUCGACACUGCGCUCUGCUUGCGGCUCGCCACAGUCGAGGUGGUGCCCCUGCAGAUGUCCGACUACUCAAUAGCGGACGGCCGCGCGUCGUUCUUCGUCUCGAAGCUCUUCGAGGCGAGGCUGACGCUGUCUGGCGCCGACGAGACAGACCGCUGGUAUCUGCUCGACGUGCUGUUCGACUUCCGCAUCACUGGUGCAGGCGCAGACAUCUUCCCUCGGCGGCCGAAGAAGCACGCGCGCGCCACGCUGCUCGCUCAGACAGACGCUGAGCUCACGCCGCGCUCGCCCGCGGCGGCGCUGGAGGGCGCGAAUGAGCCAGAAGGAUCCGCCGCCGAGCGGCAGGAGGGCGAUGCGGCGUCGGAAGCUGGCGACUUCCGGCGCAGAGACGCACCUCUGAUCCGCGCCUUCAACUUCCUGCAGAGCCAGGCGCUCGAGUACCAGCUCGACAUCCUGAACUACCAGGCCGUGCAGCUCUCGCGCGUCUCCUGGGCGCCCACGCUGACGGCCGGCUUCGAGCCGAUCCUGCGGCAAGGCGACCCGCGCACGCUGUCGCUGGCGUACUGGCGCAACCGCGCCGGCCCCAGCACGGCGCCGCCGCCCAAGCUGGGCCAGAAGGUGCUGUGGAACCCGCUGGCCGGCGGCAGCAUCAGCAUCCGCGUGCGCGACCGCACGCGCGCGACUACCGCGGGCAAGAGCGCGCUCCUGUCUCGCCUGCUGUGCCGCGACGUCGCGGCAGUAGAGGCCACACCGGGACAGGAGCUCAAGGAGCAGGAGCUCAACGUCGAGUGGAAGGUGGCCGCCGAGCUGGAGCAGCAGCUCGAUGUCGGCUGCCUGACGAUCGAUGCGCAGCACCUGGACAUUGAGACGGUGCUGCUGGCUGCGGUCUCGCGGCAUGCUGCUGCCGCCAUCUCCGAGCUGCGCAGCCGCGUGUUGAAGAGUCCCUUGAGGCGGAUCCUCACCGAGGUGCGCUGUGUCUCCGAGGCACAAACGCAGCACGGACGGCCGUCACACGUGCUGCAGCUCCCGCUGCAUGAUCGUCUGCGAUUGCUCUUGCGGCUCGAUGCGAUCUCCGGACGGCUCUCGCUGGAGCGCAGCAAGGAGAGCGCAGAGGCAGAUGGGCCGGUAGCGCUGUCUGCCGAGACGCUCGCGCGCGACAGCGCCACGAAGCGCCUGCAGGAGGCCUCCGUCCUCGUCAACGACGAUCCGAAGCUCCUCGUGGAGGUGCUGAUGCGCCAGCGCAUCCUCGCGAUCCUCGACGACCUCGAGCAGAAGGCGACGUAUCUUGGCCUGCCGUGCACACGCCGCAUGCCGCUGCGCCCUACCGAGUACGCCAAGCUCGGCGCUCAGGUGUCGCUGCUCUACGUGCCGCUGGUGCAGUGCCCGAGCUACUACCUGGUGCUCAACAUCGGCGAGGCUUCGAUCAGAGCCGGCCUCAUGUGCGCCGGCACGUUCAUCGAGGGUGCCAUGACCGUCAUGGCCGUGCACUCCGUCGAGUGGCUGGACCGCGAGCGGCUCGGACGCGCGGGCGCCCUCGGCAAGCGGAAGCGCGACAUGGCUACUGCCGGAAUGCAAGCUGCACUGGAUCUGAGCAUCGAGGAGCUCUCCAUGAUGCACCGCUACAGUGUUGCUCUGGUCUGCUACCACCAGGUCGAGCAGCAGCUGCGCGCCCGCGGCCUGCCCUUCGUGCACGUCGGUGCGGCCACAUCGACGUCCUCGCCGCCGAUGGCGCGCCCGUCCGCAGCAGCAGGACCGAGCAAGCCCUCAGCCGACGCCGCUGUGCCGAGUCUGUGCUUGCGCGCAGAGUCGCUUCUGGGCCCGACGCGCGCGCUGGUGAAGCGCAACGUCUCGCUGCGCCUCGUCGACUGGUCGGACCGCAUGCGCUGCCGCGUCGAGAUCUCUGUGCGCCUGCGCAAGGCGCUCGGCAUGGCCAGCCGGCGCAUCACCGUCGACGAGGCGACGGGUGACUCGCUCGAGUUCAGUCGCGAGACGCUCGUCCUGACCUUCUCGACGCGCAUCAUCAGCGACUGCCUCUCGCGCUUCUUCGCCGAGUGGAACCGCAUUGCGCGCGUGACGAUGCUCGCUCGCGACGUGGCGCGCGCCGGCCGCUCGGGCAAGGGCAAGGGCCGCCUCGAGCUGCGCAGCUUCGACCCCGAGCGCGUUGUCUUUGCCUAUGACCACGGCCUCACGGCUGUCAUCCGCUGGCAGCCCUCGCUGGCGCAGAUGGGCAACAGCUUCUAUGCGCUCGAGCUGUCUAGCGACGACGAGACACAGCCAAACCCGCACCGCCUUGUCGCUGCGUCGCUGCAGCGCAUGCUUAACGGCAUGCAUGACGGCUCAUCGAGCUUCUGGCCAUCUUUCAUCCAACUGUUGCACGACACGCUGCCCGUGCUGCGCGUGCUGGCACCUCUCGCAGACACCUGUCUGACCGACGCAGACUGCCCCGAGCCCGAGUUCCGCAGUGCCACCUGGAUCCGCCUGCACUUCUUCGGCCACUUCGUACUCGACAUCCGCUUCCUGCGCAACUCAAAAGUCCUGUUUUCUGACGGGGCACUCCCGCUGGCCGUGUGCGCUCCGCCGGACGCCCAACAGCCGCUCGCAAAGAAGGAGGAGGAUGCCGCGGCUGCUGCUGCGCCGAAGGCCGACCUCUCUCAACCGCCGCGGGCACCGCGUUCAUCUAACCUAGACCAGGCCACCAAGGAGGACUUCGCUGCGCUGCCGCAGAUCUUCAACCCUAUACCACGCUUCGGCGACAUCGCCGGCCGCGUCGUGCGCCUCGUCACCGCGCCGCAGCCCUCUGCGCCCGCCGCCACAGCCGGCGAGGCGCCCGCCGCUCGCGACCCGCUGGCCGCCAUCAACCUCGGCCGCGCGGUGCUGUGCGACUGCGCAGACGACGUUGCGCGCCCGGUCCUGCAGUCGCUGCUCGACCAGAUGCGGCAGGCGCUCGCUGCCGAGCCCUCCGCAGCCGCCUGAGCGGCCAUCACCUGUACAGAAUGCAUGC